AUGGAUGAAGACGACUCAUAUUUUUUUAUGAUAGAAGAUAUUCCUUCCAUUACUCAACAGUCUAGAAGCUAUACAGACGAGGUUUGGCGAUGGAUUAGAAACGAUACUAUGAACGACACAAAAUUGCGAGCAGCUCGUGAACGAGCUCAGCAAGAACUAGAAGUUAAAGCAGCUGAAGUACGUCAACGUCAGGUACCCUCAGAAACACCACUAGCGUGCACUGAUCCACACGAUUUCGUGACGACAUUGAUAAAUUCAACUCCAGUUGUUGUUUUUAGCAAAACAUAUUGUCCGUACUGCAGAACUGCAAAACGAGCAUUGAGCACUUAUCGAUUGCCGAGUGAUUUCUAUAAAAUCAUUGAAUUGGAUGAACGAGAAGAUUGUGACAAAAUACUUGAUGUAUUGCUAAAAAUGACAAAAGCUAGAACAGUUCCGCGAGUUUUUAUCAAUGGAAAAUGUGUUGGUGGUUGCGAUGACACUUUAGCUGCACAGAAAAAUGGAAGUUUGGAUAAAAUGUUGAAGGAAGCUGGUGUAAUUUGA
Messenger RNA from Thelazia callipaeda (thelaziosis nematode), 540 nucleotides. The record is from the annotation of a GenBank genome assembly. NCBI's taxonomy places the organism in Eukaryota, Metazoa, Nematoda, Chromadorea, Rhabditida, Thelaziidae.